Molecule: messenger RNA, 4895 nt
Organism: Cricetulus griseus (Chinese hamster)
Lineage: Eukaryota; Metazoa; Chordata; Mammalia; Rodentia; Cricetidae
Source: RefSeq, a predicted model, not a curated record
UUUUGUUUUCAAUUCAAAAAACCAGAAAUGGAAAGUUCUGCAAAAACAGACAAAUAUGAAAAGAUGUCUUUUGACAAGGCAAAAGUGUCCAUAGAUUCUGAAACAGAAUCUACUCCGAGUGUUAAUGAGUCUAUUACUGCAUCUGGGCAGAGGCUUUCUGAAAAUAUUCCUGCGGACCAGCAAGUAGAGAAACCAAAAAAGAGGAAAGAGUUUGAAGAUGAUCUUGUAGAGGAAAAUUCAAGUCAUGUGGAGGACUCUCCAUCCAAGAAAAGAAAACUUGAUGUUGAAAUCAUCUUAGAAGAAAAAUGCUCUGGUGGUGAUGGAGCUGAUUCAAAGAAAAGGAAACUGGAAAGGGGUGACGUUUCUGAGGAUGCUGCAGAAAAGCGGAAAAAGUUGGAGGAAGGACACAGCUCUGCCGUUGCUGCCCACUAUAAUGAGCUUCAAGAAGUGGGUUUGGAGAAGCGCAGUCAGAGUCGCAUUUUUUACCUAAGAAACUUUAAUAAUUGGAUUAAAAGUAUUCUUAUUGGGGAAUUUUUAGAAAAGGUACGACAAAGAAAAAAUCGUGAUAUCACUGCUUUGGACCUGGGAUGUGGAAAAGGUGGUGAUUUACUCAAGUGGAGGAAGGGGAGAAUUAGCAGGCUAGUGUGUGCUGAUAUUGCUGAUGUUUCUAUGAAACAAUGUCAACAGCGUUAUGAAGACAUGAGAUGUCGUCGUGAUAAUGAAUACAUUUUUAAUGCAGAAUUUAUAACUGCUGACUGUUCAAAGGAACUUUUGGUUGAAAAAUUCCGUGAUCCACAAAUGUGCUUUGACAUCUGCAGCUGUCAGUUUGCUUGUCAUUACUCCUUUGAGACCUUGGAGCAGGCUGAUAUGAUGCUUAGAAAUGCUUGUGGAAGGCUUAACCCUGGGGGCUAUUUUAUUGGAACCACUCCCAAUAGCUUCGAACUGAUAAGACGCCUUGAUGCUUCAGAAACAGAAUCAUUUGGAAAUGAAAUAUACACUGUGAAAUUCCAAAAGAAAGGAAGCUAUCCUUUAUUUGGCUGCAAGUAUGACUUCAACUUGGAAGGCGUUGUGGAUGUUCCUGAAUUCUUGGUGUAUUUCCCAUUGCUAACUGAAAUGGCAAAGAAGUACAAUAUGAAGCUAAUAUAUAAAAAAACAUUUCGGGAAUUCUAUGAAGAAAAGAUUAAGAACAAUGAAAACAAAAUGCUCUUGAAACGCAUGCAGGCCCUGGAGCCAUACCCUGCAAAUGAGAACUCUAAACUUGCCUCUGAAAAGGUUGGUGACUAUGCACAUGCAGCAGAGUACAUGAAGAACAGUCAAGUAAGAUUACCUCUGGGAACCUUAAGUAAGUCAGAAUGGGAAGCUACAAGUAUCUAUUUGGUUUUUGCCUUUGAGAAGCAACAGUGAGCACUUAGUUGUCUCAGAGUGCACUCCAUCUUUCCAGAUGUAACAAACCAUCUCAUACAUUUGACAGCUGUUAGUUUAUUUUAAUAAUAAGUUCUAAAUGUGUAGGAUGCUGCCAAAAAGUCCAGUGUAUAAAUUUGACAUUUACUGUCUGUGACAGGUUAGCAUUGUUUGUGUGUGAGUGUGUAUAUAUAUAUGUAAGAAUGCUUCAUCUUUAAGAUCUAUUUUAAGUAAUAUUUUAAGAAUUGUUUCUCUUUACUGUCAAAAACUAUAACAAAGCAUGUCAGAGCAACUGACCUCUCCAAAGUGCUGUGAUUUGCUGAGCGUGUUUACAGAGUUUAAUUUACAGCAAUUGUAGAAUUAGCAAAGGGAGUGCUAGUUUGCCACCAUGCACUCAAAGUUUUGUUACAGUGUUUUUCAAUAUUAAAUGGAUUGUGUUCUCUACAUUUGAGUGUAAGUGUUCAAUAUAUAUUGUUAAGGUUAUAAGAUUAAAAUAUGAUUUUAGAUUUUCAAAAGAGCUACCUGGCUAGAUUUUGACUGUGUUUCAAUAAAUAACUAUUUGCUAAUACAAUGAAAUUCUGAGACUCUAGAAAAUUUUCAAUGGCAGGAUUGAGAUAUUGUGGAAUGGUUUGGUAUUCUGUUAAGAAUUUCCUGCCAUAGCAAUUAAUAUGUCUAACUAUUGAAAUUAAUUAAGGUACUUGUAACUUUCUUCAUUGGACAGUGAUUCCAUGGUUAGAUUUUUUUUAUGUGAAAAUGCCAUGUCAUAAUCCUAUUACAUAUUGUCUUUAAAUGUGUAUAUGCAAGGGCAACAGGAAUAGGUCGGUAAGAAAAACAGGUAGACAUCAGAUGAAUCCUCACCAGUAAGAGACGUCAGUUACUAAUGCUGUAUCCUUCCAAGUCCCAAACAAGGAACCCCUGCUCUUCUCUUCCAGCAUUGGUACUUCACACAGAACAACACACUGUCUAGUUGUCAUUCAAACAUGCAUUUGUUGAGGUGUUAAUGGUAUAGAGAUUGGCAUGGCUGCUUUCCAAAUAUUUACUUGCUGUCUCACAACCAUUAAAAUUGUCAUUAAGUUGCCAAUUACAGAAUUGACUUUUAGAACUGAUGUCUAUGUGAACUGCUGUCUUACAUUUAAGAAACUUGACAGCCUUUAGAUACAUCAGGAAACCUGAGAGCAAAAUACAAUUAUGUAUUAUUCUUUUAAACAUCAUUUAAAGGACAAUUUACAAAGACCUUACUUUCUAUAAAAAUCUAUAGUAUUUGCUUUAAAAGUAGACUUGGGGAUGGAGAGAUGGCUCAGCAGUUAAGAGUGCUAGCUACUCUUAGAGAAGACCCAGGUUCAGUUGCCUGCAUCUACAUGACAACUUAAAAUUGUCUCUAACUCCAGUUUCUGAGGAUCUAAUACCAUCUUCUGGUCUCCGUGAGCACCAGGCAUGCACAUAGUACAUAUACAUACAUGCAGGCAGAACACUCAUAAAAUAAAAAUAAUUAUUAAAAAUUAAAAGCAUAGUCAGAUAUAUUGUCACUGCUCAUAGUAUUAGAGAGUAGCUUUGGUGCAGGGUUUGGGGUGUGGGAUGAAAGUUCUUCUUGUCUUAGAACUUCAGGCUCAUUUCUGGGGAAGUCACUACUGAAUAUUUUGAUGGUUUAGCAGUAGGGAAAACUUUGUUCCAAUUCAUGUUCUUAGUUAAUAGGAAAUGCAUCAACUUUUAGUUUCUUCUGUCCUUUCCAUUCCAUCCCAUGGGUUUUUUUAGGAGAGAGGAAUUCCUCAAAGGGUGGAGGAUGGCUAUCCCAAGCAUUGAGAAGAGAAAUGUGGAGUUCCUAGGCCACAUUUGUUGAGGAAUCACUGAACUGGGUCUGAGAUGGGCUUUAGUACUUAUACUUACUAUUAGACAUAGGAGGAGUUCCCAUGAGGCCACCCCCUACUGGAAACAGUUCAAGAAGCUGCCUCUUUUGUGUUCUUACCUGCUCAGCCUCCACCCCUACACUGCUCCUUGUUGAAGUUAAAUGACUCAAAAUGAGUUUUUGAGGACAAGAAUGAGAAGGUAGUCCUUUCCACUGUUUUAAUCAAUAAAUGAGACUUUUUCCAGCAUAUUUGGAACCUACAUGUUUAAUUUUGCCAGGACUUGUAAGUACUUGAUGAGAAAGGCAUGGAUUUUCAUUACAGGAUCCAGGAAGAAUCCAUUAUUUUGUGCUCAAUGAUGAGAAUGGGUCAGAGGAGCUGUGCAGACACUCCAGGCCUGUCACACAGGGUACCCUCCAAGGGUGAGUUUCAAAAUGAAGAUCAGGGGCUAGAGACAUGGCUUAGAGGUUAAUUGCUAUUCUUUCAGAGACUGGAGUUUGGUUCCCACCACAUAAAUCAGGUGGCUCAAAACUGCUUGUAAUCCCAACUUCAAGGACUUCAACACUUUCUUCUGGGUUCUGCUGGCAUGUGCACACAAGCACAAACAUGCAGACACAUACAAAUCAAAAUCUUUAGAAAUGAAGAUCAUGUGGGCCAUUUGUGAGAAUGACACAACUUGAACUGGAGAUAGUUGUCUUGGGGGCAAAUCUGCAUUGUAGUAGGACCUAAAAUGCCGACAUGGUAUUAUUUGGGUCUAGAAUUUACUCAGGGAAGCACUCCAGUGUAUACAGUGUUGAUGGAGAGAAUCUAAGGAGUUUGUCAGUUCCUACCAAUCCUUCUGGUAUCCUAACAUGUACAGAGAGGCUCAGGCCUGCUGGAGCUGACUCACACACCACUGCAGUGCUCUUGUGCACUUUACAGACUGACUCCUAGAGAAGGUGAUGACUGAAUGGUGAGAGAGAAUACAGAUUUUUCAAGACCCAAGCAACACAACAUUCCCAUUCUGUGAUGGGCCUAGACUCCUAUUUCCAAGGGUGGAACGGGCUAGUUCUGAAGCCUGAGCUGUUAGUUAUUGAAACCCUUAACUUAGGUGUAUUAAUUCCUGAGUUAGAUGCUCCAGUAAAUAGAGUCCUCUGGUAGGAAACAGAGCUAGACUAGGUAGUCUUCAUGGUGUGGUGACCUGGUCCUCUAACUGGACUUGUGGGAUCUACACACUACAGGUGAUGGUGUCCCCCCAAGCUUACUUUGUGGAUAUAUCCACAAAGAUAUAAAUAUGAGGGUCUGUAACAGAAUAUAGAAAUUCUGCUUUAGUGUGAGUAUAGGCAGGCCUAAUAUGGAUUUGCUUGUUUAAACUCUGGUCAAGUGUUGUAUCUAUACAGGCAGUUGGGUUCCUCACAGAACAUACAUACCUACAUGGAUUCAUCAGCCAGAAGCUGGAGACUCCUUUCUGCUCACUACUGUCCCAUCCACAACCACCAUCCAGUUCUAAGCAAAAAUCUGGUUUCAUCUGGCUUGAAAUAUGUGACUGAAAUUAAAAAUACAUCCUUUGGCUUUCACUUGUCAGUGUUCAUGAGAUUAUUAUUCUCAACAGUUGUACAUUGUUUUCAUGAUUGUACACUAUUUCAUUGUGUGAAUAAACAUUAUCCAAUGGUG